Messenger RNA from Caenorhabditis remanei, 900 nucleotides. RefSeq lists its product as uncharacterized. The transcript is spliced from 2 exons. The coding region runs from base 1 to 900 and encodes 299 amino acids. Gene Ontology annotation, biological process: translation. Gene Ontology annotation, cellular component: ribosome. Lineage: Eukaryota; Metazoa; Nematoda; Chromadorea; Rhabditida; Rhabditidae. The record is from RefSeq and is a predicted model, not a curated record. Gene Ontology annotation, molecular function: structural constituent of ribosome.
AUGCUCUCCAGACAAAUCCGGUCUCUAAUAUCAUCAAGAGCGCUCUCAGUUGCGGUACAAGAUGCCACAUCCUCCAGUAGUUCUGCCGUCUCAGAUACCCGUAGAGAGUUGUGGCGAAAACCAGACAGUCCAUUUGUCAAAACUCCACAAGCCUGGGUGUCGAGUCUGGAAACUAUUGAAGACGAAAAACUGGGCCUUGUAGAUCUCCAUCCGGACAUUUUUAGAGCUACUCCACGUAUCGAUAUUCUUCAUCGUAAUUUAACAUGGCAAAGCGUCUAUCGAAAUGUGCAAAUGACAAAAAUGUUAACAAAGGCCGAAAUGCCUGGUGGAGGUCGAAAACCGUGGCCACAAAAGAAAACGGGACGUGCCCAUGUUGGAUCGAUUCGUGCUCCACAAUUCAUUCGAGGAGGUUUUGCAAACGGAGUUCGUGGGCCUCGUACGUGGUUUUAUAUGCUACCAGAUGCUGUUAGAAUUCAAGGACUUUGUGUUGCGCUCACGUUGAAGCAUGCUCAAGAUGACUUGCACAUUGUUGAUAACAUCCAAAACCUUCAAAAUGAAGAUCCCAAAUAUUGGAUUGAUCUUUGUGAAGCCCGCAACUACGGCUAUUCUGUCCUUUUUGUUGAUGACAACGACGAACUGACUGGUGGCCUCGCUGAAGCACAACAAGCACUUCCAUGGCUCAAUGUAAUGCCUGUUUACGGUCUGAAUUGUUUCUCGCUUAUCAAAUACGACACAGUAGUUUUGACGAGAAGUGCACUUGACAAGAUUGAGGAACGAUUGUUGACCCAUAUUCAUCGAGCUGGGCCACUGAACAAGAAAUACAAAUACAUGGAUAUGAAAGAGAAGAUUCUACAAGAAGCAGAGGCAGAAGAGGAUCCACUUAUGCCGCCAGUUGUUUAA